Molecule: messenger RNA, 1882 nt
Organism: Trematomus bernacchii (emerald rockcod)
Lineage: Eukaryota; Metazoa; Chordata; Actinopteri; Perciformes; Nototheniidae
Product: V-type proton ATPase subunit C 1-A-like
Exons: 13
Coding region: 193-1344 (383 amino acids)
Biological process (GO): proton transmembrane transport
Cellular component (GO): lysosomal membrane; vacuolar proton-transporting V-type ATPase, V1 domain
Molecular function (GO): proton-transporting ATPase activity, rotational mechanism
Source: RefSeq, a predicted model, not a curated record
AGUGAGAGGCCUUCCGGUUCCUCUCAGAUCAGCUGACUCUGAUGCUGCUGUCAGGAGACCUCAACAACUCUAUUGAAUGGCAACUAUGAACAUUAUCGAGCCAUAGAAACGCUAUUCACAGCUAUAUUUCCCCACUGUUAGCGGACAUAUUUUCUAUUCACAGUUUCCUCUAGCUGCACCAGAGCUGUAACCAUGACUGAGUUUUGGUUGAUCUCUGCCCCGGGAGAGAAGACCUGCCAGCAGACAUGGGAUCAAAUGAUGGCAGCCACCACACGUAACAACAACCUGUCCACCAACCACAAGUUCAACAUCCCUGACCUCAAGGUGGGGACCCUAGAUGUCUUGGUUGGGCUGUCGGAUGAACUGGCCAAAUUAGACUCCUUUGUGGAUAGUGUGGUGAAGAAGGUUGCUCAGUACAUGGCCGACGUGCUGGAAGACAGUCGGGACAAAGUUCAGGAGAACCUGCUGGCCAACGGAGUUGAUCUUGUCACCUACAUCACAAGAUUUCAAUGGGACAUGGCAAAAUAUCCCAUCAAACAGUCACUUAAAAACAUCUCUGAAAUCAUCUCAAAGCAAGUCUCCCAGAUUGACAAUGACUUGAAGUCCAGAGCAUCGGCUUAUAACAACCUGAAGGGAAACCUGCAGAACCUCGAAAGGAAGAAUGCUGGGAGCCUCCUGACCCGCAGCCUGGCUGACAUCGUGAAGAAGGAAGACUUCGUACUCGACUCUGAGUACCUCAUCACUCUGCUGGUAGUGGUACCAAAGGUAGCGUACACUGAUUGGCAGAAAUCAUAUGAAGGUCUGGCUGAGAUGGUGGUGCCUCGAUCCUCACAUCUGCUGUUUGAAGACCAUGACAGCGGACUGUUCAGCGUCACUCUGUUUCUGAAAGCCGUUGAUGACUUCAAACACAAAGCCAGGGAGAACAAGUUCGUAGUGAGAGACUUCCAGUACAACGAGGAGGAGCUGAAGGCCGACAAAGAGGAGAUGACACGGCUCUCCACAGACAAGAAGAAGCAGUUUGGCCCUCUUGUCCGAUGGCUCAAAGUGAACUUCAGUGAAGCCUUCAUCGCAUGGAUUCACAUCAAAGCUCUGAGGGUCUUUGUGGAAUCUGUUUUAAGAUACGGGCUGCCGGUGAACUUUCAGGCCAUGCUGCUGCAGCCCAGCAAGAAGACCAUGAAGAGGCUGAGGGAGGUGCUCAACGACCUGUACAAACAUCUGGACAGCAGCGCGUCCGCCAUCAUCGAUUGUGCCAUGGACAUCCCAGGCCUAAACCUGAGUAUGCAGGAGUAUUAUCCUUACGUCUACUACAAGAUCGACUGCAACCUGUUUGAUUUUAAAGUGUAAAAAACGUUCCUUAUUUUCUUCUUUUUGUUGUGUGUUAAAUACGUUUGAUAUUUUCCUGGUACAAACCUCCCUCUCCUUCCCCCCCUGUCUCCUCACCGUCUCCUCAUCAUGAAUGAUGCUGCAUGAUUAUUAUUUGUGGUGUAAAACCUCAUCAGCUACCACUUUCACAACCAAGGGACACAAAGUGACUUUAAAUUAUUGAUCUUGUUUACAGUUUUUUUUUCUUCUACACAGACUUUUUCAUGUGAAAUUAAAAUGAAUUAAGAAAUAUUGGAAAGUUAUAUUUACUGUGUCAUUCCAUUCGUGCUGUGUGUAUUGAUAGCUUCUGUAUCUGUGAUCUGUGUUUACAAAACGGUGCACCAUGGCAACCAGUUCUUUGUGUGUUUCUGAGAUUGUGGGGUCAGACAUUGUGUAACAAAGAUGUGAUGUGUGUGUGUGUGUGUGUGUGUGUGUGUGUAUGUGUAUGUGAAUAUUUGCUGUCAAAUAAGUAUCACAGUAUUGUGUAAAAGAUUGAAUAAAUAUGAUUGGAUAAAUGAUA